Rhineura floridana is the source of this 4228-nucleotide messenger RNA. RefSeq names its product 5',3'-nucleotidase, mitochondrial (gene NT5M). NCBI's taxonomy places the organism in Eukaryota, Metazoa, Chordata, Lepidosauria, Squamata, Rhineuridae. Bases 682 to 1401 code for a protein of 239 amino acids. Gene Ontology annotation, biological process: pyrimidine deoxyribonucleotide catabolic process. The transcript has 5 exons. The record is from RefSeq and is a predicted model, not a curated record. Gene Ontology annotation, molecular function: 5'-nucleotidase activity.
UCCUCCUCCUACGGGCAAUGGGAAGGAGAAUAAUAGCACUGCCGGGUUGGGCUUCUCCGGCGUCUAAUAAGGGAGGGGAGAGGAGGCUUGGCUGAAACUGGCAGACACGCGUGUGAAAUUCACAAGCCUGCAGAAGAGCAGGGGGCGCGGCUGCUCCAGUGAAAUUGACAGGGAGACGCAGCACCCUGUCGAGGCGCCCCGCUUCGGCAGGAUUCUCCGCUCCGCUGCGAGGGGGGCAGUUCGAGCAAGGAGGGGAGCCGUUGCACCCGGCAAGACAGACGCGGCCCUCUUCCCCUCCCUUUCGCGCCCGGUGUCUCUUUUGCACAACUGGCCCAGAUGCCCAGGCCUCGGCAAGCGGCGGCUGCCCGCUCCAUCCUCUCUCCUUACCCUCUUGUUUCGCUGCAGAGAGGCGCGAGGAGGUGGACUUAAUGCUGCAGGAGGAGAGCGAGAACCCGCCUUAGCAGCAGCGGCAGCAGCAAUAAUAACAGUUAAUAAUAAUAAUAAUAUCAUCUGUGGGACCGGUUGACCUCAUCGUGUCCCCAAGUGCGUGCAUUGCAGCGUGAGAGGGAGAGAGGUGUGGCCAGAGGGACGCAGCUGGGGUUUUUCUCGUGUUGUUUGUAACACCGUGAUGGGGGACUCCUGAUCGCGCCCUCCGUUCCCCCUGCCCCGCCCUCGCAUGCCAUGAGGAGCUUCUUCUUGCACCCUCAGCCAGCCAUGCGGAGCUGUGCCCCUUUCCUGGCCUUGGGCGCCGGCUGCUUUUCGCACUGCAGCAGACCCAGCUCCUCAGGGUGCCCCUCCGGCCGCCACAAGCGCCUGCGGGUCUUGGUGGACAUGGACGGGGUGCUGGCGGAUUUCGAAGGGGGCUUCCUGAAGAAGUUCCAAGCCAAAUACCCGGACAAGCCCUACAUCUCCCUGGAGGACCGUAGAGGCUUCUGGGUCUCUGAACAGUAUGGGCAGCUGGAUUCAGAACUGAGUGAAAAGGCAAUCAGCAUUUGGGAGUCAAAGAACUUCUUCACAGAGUUGGAUCCGCUCCCGGGGGCAGUGGAAGCCCUGAAGCAGAUGGCUAAGUUAAAAGAGACUGAUGUAUUCAUAUGCACGAGCCCCAUCAAGAAGUACAGAUAUUGUCCAUAUGAAAAGUAUGCCUGGGUGGAGAAGCAUUUGGGCCAAGAGUUUCUGGAGCAGAUCGUCCUCACCCGGGAUAAGACGGUGGUCUCUGGUGACUUGCUGAUCGACGACAGGCCUGAUAUAAUAGGAGCUGAGAAGAGCCCAAGCUGGGAGCAUGUCCUCUUCACGGCCUGCCACAACAAACACUUGGAGCUUCUCCCUCCUCGUCGGAGGCUGCACUCGUGGACUGACGACUGGAAGGCCAUCUUAGAUAGCAAGCGGGCAUCGGAGAGCUAGGCGAGGGGUAGGAUCCAGUUGUGCAGGCCCGAAAACCACAUCUUGACCUCCCAGGCAGAAACAAGAAAAGGCACGUCUCCGGUUUUGUCUACGGAGCCAGAAACAAGAGCAGGAGCCUAAGGAAUGGUGGCCUUGCCUGGCCUGCUAACAUGGUCACAAAGCUGCACGUUGACGGGAAUGGAUGUUAACAGACAUUCUGGGCAACCAAAGGACAGGAUGCAUUUGCCAAACACUCUUCCUGUGCCUGGCUCUGUCUAGUCCAAGGACAUCUUGCCCUACUGGAAGGCCCAGUCAGGGUUCCCUCCCCUCCCCCAUUUAGCUGUAUCUCUGGCUUCCAUAAAGAUGGCCACCUUCUUUCAUCUCCACUCCCAAUUACAGACGUGUCUCCAUUUCCAGGACUGAAAUCAGUUUGCCUUGAAAGGACACUGGAGUGAACUGUGGCACAAGCCUGUCUGGACACCUCUUCAGAGUGUGUGUGAACUGCGAUUGCUCGCUUGUAAGGGAAAAGCCCUCUCUAUGCCACGUGUGGAGAACCUGUGGCCCUCUAGAUAUUGUUGGACUUCAACUUCCAUCACCUCUGGCCAUUGGCCAUGCUGACUGGGGCUGAUGAGAGCUGGAGUCCAUUGAUGUCUAGAGAAUGGACAUUCUCAUGCUCAGAAACGUCUUCUGUGUUACUCAGAUUGUUCAAGAGGGGGGGGAAACAGGUCUUCAAGCUGAGGCCUAGUUCCAGUUAAAUUCUCCUUUGGGCUCUGAACUGGACCUUCUCUCAGCAUAAGCCAAAGCAACUGCCCUUCUGAGGAGUUUUUGGUUGGGCUAGGCCUCAGUUCUCACAAACAGCAAGUGAGUAAGGCCAUAUCCACACAUAUAUUGAAAACAAUAAGAUACCACUUGGCUUCCCUGAACGAAUCCUGGGAAGUGUAGUUUGUGAAGCAUGGUAAAAGUUGUUAGGAGACCCCGAUUCCCCUCAAACAGCUACAAUUUCCAGAGUGGUUUAGCAACCAAUUUUUCUUCCCAGGGAACUCUGGGAAUUGGAUGUCUCUGAGGGGAAUCGGGGUCUCUUAACAUCUCUUGGCACCCUUAAACGAUAGUUCCCAAGAUUGUUUGGGGAAAGUCAUGACACAUAAGAGUGCUUUACAUGUAAGGUGCAGAGGUAACCCAUGUCAGCCUGUGUCUGGGCUGUAUAGUACCACUUCAUUUUUCCAAGGAGCAACUCACAUGAUUGAGUGAACCUCAUACCCCCACCAAAUAUCCCUCUGCAAAGAAAAAUAGUAUGUCGAGAAAGAUUCUAAGCCUAGCCUGCUGGUUUUCUAUGUGGAAAGCAUUUUGGGGGGUGGGGGGGGGAGGCAGAGGAACCCUCCAGAAUGUGAACCUGUAUCCUGAAGCAGUAGAGUCCCUGAACAGACGGAAUACUUCACUUUCUGUAAGAAUUAGUUCUUAGCUUUACUUUGAAAUGGACUUUUGGGAAUGUUUGCUGUACAUGUAGUUCAUUUCAGCCAAGUGACACCAAAUGGAGGUCUUCCAUCUCCAUGAUGAGACGGCCUCAUUCCCUUGCCAGCAGAGCCGGGCAGCUAAAUGACAGCAGUCAAGAAGAAAAGCUUUAUUGUUCCUGAAGGAGGAAAGCCAAAACAAUUCCCCCCACCCUCACCCCACAUUGAAACCUGGCAAACUAUCAGAAUUCAUUUGGAUUUAUGAAUUUACAAUAUUUUCAAGUUCUGCUUCUGAAAGCCGAUAGACCCUUUUUAAGAAAGGAAGACCUUAGCUUGUCAGUGAAUUUUAAAGACAGUCCUGUCAAAGUCUUCAGUUCUGUACUUCAGCACCGUUUUUUGUUUUCAUUCAUUAAAAAUUCCGGAAUUGGUAGUGAUGAAAAAUAAAUCUGAAAGCUGAAAACAGUCACGGAGGCUACAAAGCAGGGCCGGGGAGGGAUGUGGCCUGGGGAGAGGGGUUGUCGCCUGGGAAAAGUCCCAAGGGCCGCGUUUGGCCCCUGGGCUUGAGAUUUCCCCAUCUAGCUCCACGAAGGGGCAGCUUGACAAACAGCUCGCUGCCUAGGACAGCAGAAUCCCAGGGCUUGUGGCCUUUGUGGGGAGGAAGAUGCAAUUCCCGUGUCUCACUGCCCAUCCCUGUUCCUCAAGCAUCAGCAAGGAUACAGUGGAAGUUGGUCCACUUGGGCAAAUGUAGAAUUCAGCGGGGGGGAGGGGGGGCAAAUCUAGAAGGAGCUGGCUCCACCUGUCAUUGAAUGAAUGAAUGAAUGAAUAAUUUAUUACGGUCAUAGACCAAAAGAUUAAAAUCAGUAUAAAAGGCCACAAAAAUUAAAAUACAUAUAAAACACAACUGCUGAAAAUUAGUACAGACCAGAUAAAUACAAAUUAAGUAGUUCCUUUGUCAGAAGACUGGCAGCAUUUUUUCCCUAUUUUGCAUUGUGAUUAAAAAAAACUUUGUGACACUUUUGGUAAGAGAAGAUGACACAUCCCUUAAACAGAUCAAUACCAAAUUUGCCGAAAUACUCCUAGGCAAAGCAGUUAAUAGAGGGGAUAUUAGCUUCUUUCUGCAUUCACUGUACAAAUUACAAGACAGUAGCGCACGUUCAACAGAUUCCGUUACACCAGCUGUACAAAGACAUGUCUGUUCACUGACUUGGAUCUUAUUAAAUCUGCAAACACUGUGUUUUCUAUUCACAUUGAGGGGAAGGAUCAAUCACACAGUUUUUAAUUACUAUGCCCUCUAAUUUAACAUUUCCACUCCGACUGGUUAUUUGGCAACCAAGCAUGCUCAGUUUGUUCUAUCAGUUAGUUUCAUUAAAAAACAACAACCCGGAAGUGUUUUAUUUGUA